This is a messenger RNA of Procambarus clarkii (red swamp crayfish), 5643 nucleotides long. RefSeq names its product sodium-dependent neutral amino acid transporter B(0)AT3. The record is from RefSeq and is a predicted model, not a curated record. Gene Ontology annotation, cellular component: plasma membrane. NCBI's taxonomy places the organism in Eukaryota, Metazoa, Arthropoda, Malacostraca, Decapoda, Cambaridae. Gene Ontology annotation, biological process: sodium ion transmembrane transport.
AACCCAGCUAGUGCAUCUCUGGUAACCUAACCGUGAGGACCUCUUAGGCUGCAGUCCGUCUGUUCGUAAACUCCUACCCCUUCUACUUUGUGCUGUGCAGACCUUGUGCGUUCGUUGAUUUUUUUUGUAUAUAAAGCAUGGAGGGGAAGAGACAUAUGCCUAGGCCCGUAAACCUAGAGGAGGCUGACGAUGGCGUGGUGGAGUUCACGCCGCUGAGCCAGGACGAAGAAGGCACUGUGACUAUCGAGGUGCCGGUUCCCGAGGAACGUGCCGCAUGGGGCUCCAAGAUGCAGUUCAUGCUUUCCUGCAUUUCUCUCUCCGUGGGUCUCGGCAACGUCUGGCGGUUUCCCUAUCUGGUUCAACAGGAUGGAGGAGGUGCAUUCCUCAUCCCUUACCUGAUCAUGAUGGUACUGGAAGGGGCUCCACUCUUCCUGCUGGAAUUGGGCAUCGGCCAGAGAUUACGGCAGGGUUCUUUAGGAGUAUGGAACCUCAUCUCUCCAUGGUGGGGUGGUCUUGGUGUGGCCUCCACCAUUGUGUCCUACCUAGUGGGACUCUAUUAUAAUGUCAUCAUCGCUUGGUGUUUCUAUUAUCUUUUUAAUUCAUUUAGAUCACCGUUGCCAUUUGGAGUGUGUCCAAAUGAAACGAUAGAACAUCUUAACAUCACACUACCGGUAGAGGAAUGCGAACUUUCCAGUGAGACCGCAUACUUCUGGUACAGACAGACCAUUGAUGCUUCCCCCUCCAUUAGUGAGACUGGUGGCAUCAAAUGGUGGAUGGCCAUGUGUUUGACCUUCUCGUGGCUUCUUGUGUGGCUGUGCAUCAUGAAGGGUAUCCAGUCAUCAGGCAAGGUGGUCUACUUCACUGCCAUUUUCCCCUACUGUAUAUUAAUCAUCUUUUUUGGCCGAGCUGUCACGUUAAAAGGAGCUGGGGAAGGACUGAAGCACAUGUUCACACCAGAUAUGAGUAAGCUUCUUAACCCGACUGUCUGGAUGGAUGCAGCGUGUCAGGUCUUCUACUCUCUUGGGCUGGCCUUUGGUUCCCUCAUUGCUUUUGCAUCUUACAAUCCCAUGAAGAACAAUUGCAAACGUGAUGCCGUGUUUAUGUGCAUCAUCACAGUAUUCACAGCAACUUUUGCCACCAUAGAUAUCUUCGCUGUGCUUGGCUUCAAAGCUGUGGCCAACUAUGAGAAAUGUGUGGAACAUAAUAUCCUGAAGUUGCAGAGCAUCAAUCAUAUUCUAGAAGCACGUACUACAGAUGUCAACGUUACAAUUGAUAACUAUGAGGAAGUCUGGCCAGUUAUAUUUCCCAGAAUCAAGGAGUUUUAUGAAAAUGAAACACACAAACAUAUCAAGACAUGUAGUGUUGCUGAUGAACUCAAUCAGGCUGCAGAGGGCACAGGACUUGCCUUCAUCGUGUUUACACAAGCUAUUGUAGAAUUACCAGGGAGCAAUUUCUGGUCAGUUUGCUUCUUCAUGAUGUUAUUAGCACUUGGUCUUGGCUCUCAGUUUGGUACUAUGGAAGGAGUCAUCACAAAUAUGUUCGACAUGAAGGUCUUUGCCAGAGUUCGGAAAGAAAUUUUGACAGGUUGUGUGUGCUUGUCCAGCUUGCUGUUUGGCUUGAUUUUCUGCACAGGUGCUGGUGAAUAUUGGGUUGGCAUGUUUGACACCUUUGCUGGCUCCAUGGGCUUGAUCACCAUUGCCUUCUUUGAGACUAUAGUCAUCUCUUAUGUGUAUGGACACAAGAAGUUUUCUGAUGACAUUGAGAGGAUGAUUGGUGAACGACCUGGGAUCUACUGGCAAGCAACAUGGAGGGUCAUCUCUCCUCUCACCAUAUUCUCAAUCGUUGUCGCCUCUGUCUAUUACAGAAUCACUCAUCCCCCUGAUUACCCUGCCUGGAAAAUGGAAGAAGGCUUUGCUAUUAAGGAGCCAUAUCCAGGCUGGGCAAUGUUUGUAUGCAUGUUGCUGCUUUUGGGUGGCUUCCUUCCCAUCCCCAUUGUUUACUUCAUGAGACGUUGUCAGUGCAUACGCUUCGACACCGACAUUCACCAGGCCUCGAUCAAGAGAGUCGAGACUACAAUUUCCACUCAAGGCAUGAUCAAGGGCGAAGAGCCAAUGCCUCGAAUCGACACUUCUGAUAGCGAGUGGACACGUCUCUUCAUUGAUAGGGUAGAUUCAUCCAACAGCCUUGAUGAUAACCUCUAAUGAAAGAGGUUGAGCUUGAAGAGUACCAUGACUCUCCCGCGGGUGAGGAUGACGAUGAUGACGGAGGUCUUACAGUCCAGGGUGGCAAGUUCCGUAUGGAAGUGAUUGACUAAGGAUCAGUUGUGAUAGUAAUUGUUUUGAAAAAUCUUGGAUACAAACACAUUUUGGGUUCAGCAAGAUGUCAAGUGCAAGGCAGCCAGCACCGAGAAAUUUUAGCAUUAAAUGUUUAUAAUGCUUUAUAUAUAUCUGCUACAUAUGGGAAAUAUCAGCAUGCAAAGCUUGGCUAAGCUUAGUGCCAAAUUAAGCUGAUUAAGCAGCAUAUGUACAGUGUUAGGGAUCUAGGUAAAAAGGAUUUAUCUACCGAUGUAUGUGUAAGUAUAGACUACUUUAUUCUGUGAAUAACAAACACUGAAAAGUUUUAGAUGCCACAUUUUUCUCAGUUACUGUAUAAUGCAGAGUAUUUUAAGUUUUUAAGGUAAAAAAGUGAUUUUAAUUUUAUGUAUAUUUAAAUUACUUAUUUGCUUGUUUUUAUGAAUAUUUAAUCCAACUACAUAAUGAAGCAUUUCUUGGUUUAUAUUGUGCAACAAAUAAUUUGAGAAUUGCAAGCAUAAGCAAAUUUAAAUUUGAUAAUCUUGAGUAAUUUUUUAAAUUCUGCUUCAUUACUUCUGUUGAAACUUUAAAUUAUUUAGUACAAUUUUCAAUUCUUAGUAAUUGUUAUUUUAUUAUUCUUUUGCAUUAUGUUUUGCAGUUCAUUCUUCAUUAAACAAGUCAUUCUUCCAUCUACAGCAAAUAUUCUCAAAAUUUAUAUUCUUAUGCAGCACUCGGCAGUUAAAUACAGUAUCAAUAACCCAAAUCAGUUACUGGAAAGAAUUUAUUCAGACAUUCAAAAUUAUUUGUAUUAGUAUUUUGCAUGUAUGUGUCAGUUAAGUAAAUUAACAAAGCAUAAAAGUUUGAUACAUUAAUUAGGAAAAAAACAAGGAUUGUAAUAUUGUAGACCUCAUUAUUAAAAUUUGAUCAAGACUUUGCAUGGCAAUUAAUUCAUCAUUCUUUCACUGAUUUUACAGUAGAAGUAAUAUAUUAAACUGCAGUAUAAAAAUUGCUUCAUUAUUUCCUCAAAUCUUAUAUUUAAUGCUUUUAUGAUGUUUAGUAGAUAAAUAUAAGCUUAAUGCUUUGCAAAACAUUUGAAGUUGUAUCGGUAGGCCUCAUCAUAAUAUUUUCCAAUUUCUGAAAUUCUACUUGGUAUGGUUAAUAGAGUAUGAGUUUUGAAAAAGAAAAAAAAAAGAUUACUUGUUUAUAGGUAUGAAAAAGUAGGCUAAGUAUGUUUUGCAAGUUGCAUAUAGUAAGCUGCAUUAAUGAUAUUCACUUCACGAAGUUCACCAAUAAAAUGACAGUUUAUAUCGACACAUACUCCGGCAGUGUAACUUUUUACUGGAUCUCAUUUUUGUUUGUAUAUACCAGUAGAAUUCAGUACCAUCUAUCAGGAGCCUUGUUCUAUUAAUUAUGUCAUCACAUUUAGCUUUACCAGCAUUUAAUUUAAUGACUUCCUUCACUGUAAAUCAUGAAUUGUUUUUGUACAUGAAUAAUUCAUUGUAUCUGACCAUCAUAUUCCCAUUGUCCAUCAUCAAGAUUAACUAGUACAGUUAUGUCAGUUAUAUUAAGAAAAUUAUUAGAAACGUCUGACACUAUGGUAAUAUACUAAAUCACAUUUUAGUCAAUGUAUUCAAAAAUAAUUUAAUGUAAACUAUCUCUUGUCAGUUGUAAGUUAACUUCCAUGGAGGCCUCAGACCCGAACUGUUGUCAUUGUGACCGAUGGCAAUUUGUGCCUUUUGAUGAAUCUACAGUAAGCUGAUUGGCAUGUGAAUCUCAUUAUUACAUCUGAGUGGAUAAAUAUUUACGUGCCAUUUCAGCUGUGACCAGACAUGGUAAGCAAAUCGUGUGUUUGUGGUUACAAUGACCUGUUUAAUAUCAUAGUACCACAGUAUGUUUGCCUUUAUAUUCAUCAGUAUUUUCUUCUAAAGUAUAAAAUCUGUUACUAAUGCCUCACUCUACCUAUAUAUUGAUGUAGUUCUACAUCUUACAUUUGUCACAUCUACUUAUAUUGAGAAUAAGACAGUGGUGUAUGCUUUGCACAUAUUUUCUCAACCAACUUUACGCUUUCAAAUACAGUACUGUAUUAUAGAUUCCAAUACUGGAAAACUUAAUUUGUAAUUUUUGCAUGCAUCUAUUGCUAGAACGAAUUGUCUUUUGCUAAUAAGAAUGUUGGAAAAGAUUAAAAUUGCCUCCAACAAGGUUGAGUAAUGAGGAAGAUGGCAACUAGAGUACAGAGACUGCAAACAAUAAUCUUUCAUAGUCUAAAUUAUUAUGGUUUAAUUUUAACAAUAAAAACAUACUGAUGUGAUUGUAGCCAAAGAAGUGAACAAUCAAUGAUAAAUAAUAUUUACAUUUAUUUAAUUAUAAAUUUAAACAGUGUACUGUACUUUCAAAUCAUAUAUUUGUUGUGGGUCAGGGCUGUUUAGAGAGAUUCAUCAAUAGUAUUUCCCUAAAAGAAGCUUCUUGGCAUAAUAUAUUUAAAUUAUAGCAUAAUUUUAUAUUUAAAAAACUGAACAUGCAAGCUUUCCCCUAGUGUUCUGUGAUGAGAGAAAAUAUAUUUUUUCUAUAGAAAUAAGGAAGAAAUAUAUUUGCAGAUUAUAUUUAAACCAUUUCCUUCUCGCAUAAGCAGUAGAGAGUCAUCAAAGGCACAAUGUCAUUGGUAGGAGUGUAGGAUAUGUACAUAAAAUAUUGUACAUUAGAUGUGUAAAUAAUCAUGUCAUUUGAUCAUUCUUCAUGUAAAGGCAAAAUUUUUAAAGAAUGUAAUAACCUUUUUACAUGACUUUAAUUAAAAACUGAACAAUAAAUUAAGUUGUCUGAAUUCAGUAGUCUGAAUUUAAUUGUAAUUAAAUGUAUAAAUUAUUAAAUAUUUUUUGCCUUUUAAUGUCAUAUAGCAAUGAACAGUAUCACUAGCAGUCAAGUCUUUUUAGAUAGAGUAUACAGUAUAAAGGAAACUUAUUUUUGUGUUUGUCAAAACAUUGUCAUGUAUAUAUUACAUACUGUAGUAGUAAUAUCAGCUCUCUGAUCUGCUAAGUUUAAGAUGUCGUUUAAGUGUUUGUAAUGUAAAUCUUUAAAACUAGUAGAAGAAAUUUUUCUUUUUAUCUAACAUCAUGAGAUAUGAUGUCCCAGCUACUUGCAGUGUGACUUGUUGAGCUCAGUGUUAUGUCGUAACUCAUAUUAUAGAUUUAUUGUGAACCGAUCAUAAAGAAUAUUUUCUUAGCAGAAUCUCAAAAGUUACUUGCAAAUUUCCUCUCUGAUGUGCAACUCAUGAUAUUUAGCAAUGUGCAAUAUGAGAUAACUUGUUAUAUGCAUUAUUUUAUCUUAUUUCAUUAAAAAUAAUUUCCUUUGGUAUUAU